CCACGAUGUUUUCUAGGCAACAACGGCCACUUCCGCUUCCUGUUAGUAUGUCCCAGUUUGUGCAAUCUAUUUUGCCAUGCACUCAAAAGUAACUACUAUGCCAAGACAAAAACAGUACCUGUAGGCGAUUUGGAACGCAGGGACAAACACAUAAAAGACAAGUUAUUAAUGACACGAGUUACUUCCGCAUUCCAUUCUUCUAACAGACGUCUAUGGGAGUGUCGCAACUCUGUUUUUCAAUUGUUCUGGGCUAACGGGGCGUUACCAGCCGCUGAACUUCAUGGAAGCUAUUGACGGGCAGGACAAAACUUUUAACCAAGCAGGCAGUUAUGUUACUAAUUCUAACAGUUUUCAAACAUAAAAAUAAAUUAAACAUGCAAUCUUUAGCGCUUCUGCUCUUUGCGAUUCAUCUCGCACUGACUGGAAGACACUCUAAUGAAUAUUUCGGCACUGUUGUGUGUAAAAACAAAAACAUCUCAGAGGUUACAGCAGUUGGAAUGGUCGAUGAUGAGGUGAUCAUGUACUUUAACAGCAACACAUUAAAAGUUGUGCCAAGGACAGAUUGGAUCAAAAAGAUUGAAGUAGGAGAAUACUGGAACAGAAGGACAGAGCAUGCACUUGCCAUCUUAAAGGCAUACGAGAACACCUUGCACAAUAUAAUGGAUCUAUUCAACAAUUCAGAUAUUCACACCUUUCAGAUGAUGUAUGGGUGUGAGCUGGAGGAUGAUGGUACCACUCGAGGAUACUGGAAGUUUGGUUAUGAUGGAGAUGAUUUCAUCAGUUUUGAUAAAAACACACUCAGCUAUACUGCUGCUAAUCAUCAAGCUGACAUCAUCAAGGACAAAUGGGACACUGAUAGGGCCAAAGCAAAAUACUGGCAACAAUAUCUGGAGAAUGCAUGCAUUGAGUGGCUGAGAAAGAUUGUGAGAUAUGGCAAGGACAGUCUGGAGAAAAAAUCUGCACCUGAAGUGUCUCUACUGCAGAAGUACUCCUUGUCUCCAGUAAUCUGUCAUGCUACUUGUUUCUACCCCAAAAACAUCACAAUGACCUGGAAGAAAAACCAUGAGGAUCUUAAUGAAGAUGUGGAGGUUAGUUUAACUUUUCCAAAUGUAGACGGAACGUUCCAGAAGAGCAUCAGUCUCUCAGUGAAGUCUGAGGAGUGGAAGAAGAAUCCAGAUGUCUACAGAUGUGUCAUUCAACAUGUGGGAACAGAGAUUGUUGUCACGCUUAAUGAAAAUAACAUAAAAUCCAACUCAGCUUCUGACAACUUUAUUGUGAAAUGUUUGGUGUCCAUCACCGUUGCAGUCAUUGUUGGAUGCUUGUUGGCAUUCACUGUCUUUGCUGUUAAAAAGAGGCUCAUUGCGUGUAAAAAGUCAAGAGAGGUGAAGAGCCAAAAUUCAACAGUCUAUGUGAAGGGCAGUGCCACAGGUACUACAUCAGAAAUAUCAGAUGAACCACUACACAAUGCAAAAUGCAAAAUUGUUUUACAGUGAUCUUAGGAUGCCCUCUUACUUUCUCAGUUGGUGCGUGUGAGCUGUAAAAAAAAGUGUGUACCUGGUCCUAAUCGCCCCUCUCCAAGUGGAGCUUGAACUGGCAUCAGUCUAUACAGAAUUACGACAUUGCCAUAGACCUCCAUAGUAAGAAUGGAAUGCGUUAGUAACUUGCUUCAUGGAGCAUCCGAUAGUUCCAAACACUGCACUGAAGCCCAUUUAUUUUAGUGUACCGCAAACGCAUUUGCUGUACAGUUGAUGAAAUAACGGCAUGUUUAUAUUUCAACGAGUUGGCGGACAUAUCUUAUAUUCAUAUUACUUCCCGGACAAAAUCUUGCUAUAAAUGUAGUCAAUGUAGUAUUCAGUGUACACAAUGUGCAAAUAUAUUUAGCAGAAUUUAUGCAAAUAUAGUUGCUGUUGUCUGUCCUGCUAAAAUCCAUUCAAAUUGGUUGCCAGCACGGAUUUGUUUGGAACUAUUGAGCACUCCAUGGAGCACUCCAUGAACCACAUGACCACACGGUGGCGAGAUCGAGUGUCAUAACUCUGUAUUUCAACGGCUCUGGGUGAGACGGGCACUCUAAUGAGGAGGCUAAAGACCACAGCCUCUAGUGCAGACCUGGGCAUUGUACGGCCUGCAGGCCACAUCCGGUCCACUGGGUUUGCAUGUCCCAUGCAUGUGACGUGACAGUGUGACCGUCCAGUUUUUUGUAAAUAUAUAAUGUGUUAUGGGCAGAACUGAGUUAACCAUCCUGUGCAUUGUCUUCUUCUUGCUUAAUUGUGAUUGCCUGUUCAUCUACUGAGGAUUGUUUUAUGUAAUGUGAAAUGAGCUUCUGCAAUUGAUCCAACUGAUGUACUGAAGUUUAAUAAAGAAGAAGA
Molecule: messenger RNA, 2366 nt
Organism: Triplophysa rosa
Lineage: Eukaryota; Metazoa; Chordata; Actinopteri; Cypriniformes; Nemacheilidae
Product: major histocompatibility complex class I-related gene protein-like
Exons: 8
Coding region: 330-1493 (387 amino acids)
Biological process (GO): immune response
Cellular component (GO): external side of plasma membrane
Source: RefSeq, a predicted model, not a curated record